GGCGGUCACUUCGGCAACAGCCACUCAGCUCAGCCCGGCCUGGCCUGGUCUCAGGGCUGCGACAAUGAACAGGGAUCAAGGCCUGUCUGCUCCGUUGACAGUUUUUGAGCGUGUGUGCGAGCGGGUGAGGGGGCUGUGAAGCGAAGGCACGGCUGUGAGCCUGGGUCAGGAGGCGGGGAUGCACAGUCCACUCCGGAGUGACUGCAACGCAUCAGCACCACUUCGACUUUCCCAGUCGAUCCAGUCACACCGCCAAAAAAAAUACACCCAGUUUGGUGAUCACGUUAGAGGCCUAAAUGUGUGCUGAUUUGAAGAGGCCAGUGAAGUGCGAAAGAUCAGAAGAAUUUGGAGUUCAGUACUAGGAAUUCAACCUUGAGAAUAAGGCAAAAUGGUUGCCCAUCAAUCAGACCUUGGUACAAAUGGAAUCACACCGAUCCAACAAAUGAUAGCUUCAUGUUCUGGUGCUUUAAUGACUUCAUUCAUUGUUACUCCAUUUGAUGUUAUAAAAAUACGGCUGCAAGCACAGAGAACUCCAUUUCAUAAAGGAAAAUGCUUCCUGUACUGCAAUGGCCUGAUGGACCAUUUAUGUGUCUGUGAGAAUGGAAAUAACAUCGCUUGGUAUAAAGCACCAGGACAAUUCAGAGGAACAUUGGAUGCAUUUGUUCAAAUUGUUCGUAAUGAGGGACUAAAGUCACUCUGGAGUGGACUUCCUCCAACAUUAAUAAUGGCAGUGCCUGCAACAGUAAUUUAUUUCACUUGUUAUGAUCAAUUACGGGCCUUUUUGAAGUACCAGCUAGAAUAUGAUGGCAUCUAUAUUCCAUUGAUAGCCGGAGCUUCAGCUCGUGUGGGUGCAGUUACUGUCAUAAGCCCCUUGGAACUAAUCAGAACAAAGAGUCAGUCUCGUAGGCUGACAUAUAACGAGCUGGGUAGUGUUGUUCGGAUUGCAGUAGCGCAAGAUGGCUGGCUGUCCCUCUGGAGGGGCUGGGGUCCCACAGUACUCAGAGAUGUGCCAUUCUCAGCAAUUUACUGGUUUAAUUAUGAACUGAUGAAGAGGCAGUUAUGCAAGAAAUACAAUGUCAGUGAACCUACACUAACGAUCAGUUUUUCCUCAGGAGCAUCAUCAGGCGCAAUUGCAGCUGUAUUGACUUUACCAUUUGAUGUGGUGAAAACUCGCAGACAGAUUGAACUUGGAGAGCUGAGCAUGUUGAAGCCUCGAAAAGCCUUAACCUCCACCUGGAAAAUAAUGGAAGGCAUUGUUCGUGAGUCAGGUUUUGGAGGUUUAUUUGUUGGUUUGUUGCCUCGAUUAAUGAAGGUAGCACCAGCUUGUGCUAUUAUGAUCAGUUCCUAUGAAUAUGGCAAAUCCUUUUUUCGUAAAUUAAACAGAGAACGGGAGCUAAAAACAGGCUGAAAGUCGGACAUCAGCUGAGAAAAUCCACACAGUCGAGUUUGAAGAAGAAAUCAAACGUGGAGACUCAUUUCUGGCCAAAUUUUGUACCUAAGUUAUAGACAAAAUUUUCAAACGUAGCCUACUCAUUAUUAUAGACAGGGAGACCUUGGAACAUCAAACAUUUCAUGAAUGGACAGGAAUUACUUGUAGAACACUUUUUCUGACUCUGUUUCCAGUGUCUAAAGUCACUGUAAAAUGUGUUUGCCAUUGUGGCUCAAAUUCCAAAGGUAUAGAAAUAAUGAGAUUUACGUGAAGGAAAAACAAUGGGAACAGUUUACCUGUUUAGUAUUGUAAAAUUAAUAGCUCUAUGUCAGUGAAGAUUCACAACCUCGGGAGGUAAGAAAUGGAUAUUAAAGUUGUAUCUUGUCAUAAUCAGAUGUUUAAAAUACCAUUGUAGAAAUUUGAAGUGCAAUACUAACAUAGAAAAUAACCUAUCCUACUACUAGAUAUAUGUAAACAAUGAAAUCCACUGCCAGAGCAAACGAUGAUGAAAAAUGGGCUGGUGAGAUUGUUGUGAUUAUUUCAUUUGAACAGUCAGUUUAUUGCAAUGAAGAUUAUUUUCUGAAAACAGAGUCCAGUAAAUAUUAAUUUGUGAAAUUUUGUUUAUGUUGAGAAAUGUGAUUUGUUGGUGUCUGAUAUAUGUCUGCUUUUUUUUUAAAUAAACAAACACUGCACAUCUUA
Messenger RNA from Carcharodon carcharias (great white shark), 2128 nucleotides. RefSeq names its product solute carrier family 25 member 40 (gene slc25a40). Bases 389 to 1408 code for a protein of 339 amino acids. The transcript is spliced from 12 exons. Gene Ontology annotation, biological process: mitochondrial transmembrane transport. The record is from RefSeq and is a predicted model, not a curated record. Lineage: Eukaryota; Metazoa; Chordata; Chondrichthyes; Lamniformes; Lamnidae.